GUGAUUCUGUUUAGAACGAUCGAUCGUUCAAGAGCGACAACUUCACUUUCCGAAGUUUUAAUGUGUCUGGUUCGAUUAUUUUGAAGCGUAAAGCUUAUUAUGUCGAAUACAAAACCAGAGCAGUUUGACAUUAGUCAAGGUACUCAUCACCAGGGCUCCGAUGAAGGGCGAGGAAUUUGCUAUUAUGUUCUGACUGCAUUUUCUUUCUUCAUUUUCCUCUGUACUUUGCCCUUUUCUUUGUGUUUCUGCCUCAAGAUUGUCCAGGAGUAUGAGCGAGCUGUCAUCUUUAGAGUUGGUCGAUUGCUUGCAGGUGGAGCCAAGGGUCCAGGUAUAUUCUUCAUUCUUCCCUGCAUUGACACCUACAGGAAAGUGGACCUCAGGGUUGUGUCCUUUGAUGUCCCUCCACAAGAAAUUCUUACUAAAGACAGUGUAACCGUUGCUGUUGACGCUGUCGUCUACUUCAGAAUCUACAAUGCAACCAUGUCCAUCACCAAUGUUGAGGAUGCCAACCGCUCCACACGUCUUCUUGCUCAAACAACACUCCGAAACACUUUGGGUACCAAGAACCUGAGUGAGAUUUUGACUGAAAGAGACAACAUCAGUCAUCUCAUGCAGUCAUCUCUUGAUGAGGCAACCGACCCUUGGGGAGUAAAAGUGGAGAGAGUUGAAGUUAAAGAUGUCCGCCUGCCACAACAGCUGCAGAGAGCAAUGGCAGCUGAAGCAGAAGCUACUCGUGAAGCCAGAGCUAAGGUCAUUGCUGCAGAAGGUGAAAUGAAUGCUUCUCGCUCCCUCAAAGAAGCUGCAGACAUCAUUGCAGAGAAUGCUCAAGCUCUUCAACUCCGUUAUCUACAGACACUGACUACCAUCUCAGCAGAAAAGAACUCAACCAUCAUUUUCCCUCUGCCUAUUGACUUCCUAAGUCGUCUUAUUCCAGAUGACAAGGGAGGAAAAGGUUCAAAAGAAAUGACCCCAUUUUAGAAAGCGGAAAUGUUGCAACUCCUUAGAUUAAAAUGGAAUCGGCAGUAUAUAGUUAUGUCAAAUGCACUUUGAAAACAUGAACUGUCUCCUGCAUAGUUCCAGGUAGCAUUGAUUUUGCUAUGCAGCAAAGCGACUGAUGAUCACAUCAUCACAGAAACCUGUCACACGUGCAGAAAAUGUUAUCAUAAAUAGGUGACUGUAAUUGCAUGCGCACUGCAGCUCUCUGGACCAAUCAUCAUAUGCUAUGGCAAAGGUGUAUAGUUGUACUUUUCAAGAUAAUUUAGGAACUGUAUAGGAGACUAGUGUCAAGUUAAUGUUGCUUUAAGCUUAAUGUGCAAAGGGCAUGAUUUUUUUUAUUGUGGGACAGUUAGAAUGAACACAUAUUAUACUUUGUCGUCACCAAAUUACUAUAAAAGCUUAAUUUUCUCAGAAUUAUAAAGCUGCAUCCAGUGAUUGACUUGGAAAGCUAGUUAUCUUCAUAAAAAUGUUUGCUAUUUGGGAAACAAAAUCAUGCCACAUGCACUUUACUAGUAAAGCCCAUUGUUUUUUUUACAAACAACACUAUAAUUGUGAAUUCACUAUUUAUUAAUGAUUUUUGAGGAAAUCAUGUACUCACUGAUGACUGUGAAAGGAAUAUAAUACUCUGAUAACAUUAAAAUACUAUGUAUUGGACACAUUAUAGCCUCAAAAAUUGCAAUAAACUGGAACAUAUUAGAUACA
Exaiptasia diaphana is the source of this 1698-nucleotide messenger RNA. Its product is annotated as erythrocyte band 7 integral membrane protein. The transcript is spliced from 9 exons. Gene Ontology annotation, cellular component: plasma membrane. Bases 100 to 978 code for a protein of 292 amino acids. The record is from RefSeq and is a predicted model, not a curated record. Lineage: Eukaryota; Metazoa; Cnidaria; Anthozoa; Actiniaria; Aiptasiidae.